Molecule: messenger RNA, 2934 nt
Organism: Hermetia illucens (black soldier fly)
Lineage: Eukaryota; Metazoa; Arthropoda; Insecta; Diptera; Stratiomyidae
Gene: Ttc7
Product: tetratricopeptide repeat protein 7B
Exons: 8
Coding region: 228-2681 (817 amino acids)
Biological process (GO): protein localization to plasma membrane; phosphatidylinositol phosphate biosynthetic process
Cellular component (GO): plasma membrane
Molecular function (GO): protein binding
Source: RefSeq, a predicted model, not a curated record
UGACCUUUUUCGCGUUCGCGUAGUAAAACUCGUCUCGCGCCAGAGGAAAUCUUAUAAUUUUCUGUUGCUUUUCCCAUUGUCACUGGUGCUCUCGCUUCCCGUUAAGCGAUAAAUACAUUUCCACACUCGCGUCAGUCGUGCUUCGGUCGCAUAUUACAUUCGUGCACGCCAUUGCAAGUCCAAUUGGUAAAUGAUCUAAUUGAAAGUUUUUAAAGCCUCGGAACAGGAUGACAAGUCGAAUACGGAAUACGGGUAAACUGGAGACGAUCAUUGAGAAUUGCCGGAGCGAAGGGAAGUGGCCGCGAGUCAUUGAAUUGGCGGAGGAGCUGAAGCAGGGAUCACCAAAUUAUGAAUGUCUGGCGAAUUUCCUUAUUGGCGAAGGCCGAUUGGAAAGUUUCUUAGAGGAUAAUCCACCGGUUGAAGCCAACACUAAUAAACUGAAAAAUGGACUACAAGAUGCCAAAAGAUACUUAAAACUGGUAAUCGGAGAAGAUGGACGGAAAGCUGGGAUAGCACUUGAUGCAUUUCUACUGCUUGCAAAACUAGACUAUGCCUGUGGCAAUUACGAUGAGAGUUUAGAUAAUUUCAUUAAAGCUGAAUUGAAUACGCUAUCGGAAAAAGAGUUAACACUACGUAGCCUUCGCAUUUUAGCCGAAUCAUAUGCAAUAAAAGGUUUAUGCUUAGAGCAGCAAGGCAUCAAGGCACCAUCCAAGUUCAAAAAGGCUGAAAAGGAAGCGGAAAUGAUAUCAUGCUUCGAAAAAGCAACAGAUCUUGGACUCCUGUAUCUGCAGGAGCAGGAUAUAGUGACACCGUCAAAUGUAGAGACUCGUCGAAUGGGUGCAAUAUUAGAGACAGCUCUGCAGCGUGCUCCAAUUGUCCUAAUCAAAGCGGGUAGACUACAAGAAGCCAUCGAACGUUAUCGAACAAUGCUCAAUGCAGUGGAAACCAGAACAACGCAAUCUCUACGACUGACACUCGCUCGACAAUUAGCGGAGGUUUUGUUGCGGGGAGUCUCAGGAACUAUGUAUACUCCGCCGCUUAACCUUUCCUCAACGAAAACCGGUCCAAAUACAAAGAAAUUGUGGAAGCCAAGAAAGUAUUCAGGGAGAAAUCAGUUCACACCUCGCAACCAUCAUGAGGAGAUAAUUCUGCUGCUUUUGAUAUCGGAGUCACUGGCAGUGCGAGACGCUGUUUUAUCACAGAGUCCUGAGUUUCGUGUUGCUAGAUCCCAUGCUCUUGGCAAUGCAACGGCUGUUUAUGAUCUUCUAGCUUUAUCCACUAUCCGAUGGGGCUUGUCCAAUCUUCUGAAUGAGUCCUUCGAGAAAGCUUUGAAAUUUACAUUCGGUGAACAGCAUGUGUGGCGACAAUAUGCGUUGAAUCUUACAUUUUUGGGGCACCAUAAGCAUGCCUUGCGUGCUUUGGAAGAGUAUUCUGAUUUGGCGCCUCAUGACCCGUUACCGUUGCUUCUGUCUGCUCGAAUAUGCUAUGAAAAUCUAGGCAACAUAUCCGAGGGCUUGGAAUAUUCACUGCAAGCAUUAAGUAAAGAAAUUAGAGGGUUGCGCCCGUCAAGGGCUCAGCUGUAUGUAGGCGUAGGAUAUCAACAACUUGCCGUGACAGCUGCUCUGAAGUCGGAGAAAGAGAAAUACACUAAACUAGCUAUCGAUGCGUUGGAAAAGGCUGUGCAAUACGACACGAACGAUCAUCUAGCAGAGUAUUAUUUAGCUUUACACCAUGCAAUUAACUAUAAUAUUUCGGAGGCGAUAGUCCAUAUUCGUUUUGCAUUAUCAUUACGAGCAGAACACGCUUCUAGUUUGCAUUUAUUCUCCUUGCUGUUGACUGCAAAUCGAAGACCCCGCGAAGCACUCUGUAUUGCAGAGAAUGCCCUGGACGAAUUUCCGGAUAAUCUAAAUCUAUUACAUGUUCGUGCCCAUUUACAAUUGCACCUCCAUGAUAUCGACACUGCGCUUCAAACAGUACAAAAAAUGCUAUCAAUUUGGCGCGACCAAUACGAAUCACAGACGAUGGUUAAUGAAAACGAUAACGAACGUCACUCAGACACGAAGAGUAUAUUGCAGCUGCAUUCCUCGCAAUUAUCGGAUAAAGAUUCGAAUUCUGUUUAUGCCGCCUCGUUGGCUGCUGCAUCUCGGGUGGAGCAAGCGUUGAGUGAGGUGGCGAGUUCUUUGAGCUCGUUCAGUCCAAAGCCGGGUCCACAACGAGCGUGGAUGAUUCAGUUGAAGAUAUGGUUGCUGCUAGCAGAUGUUUACCUGGCCAUAGACCAGCCCAAUGAAGCGUUGAAUUGUAUUCAAGAAGCCGCACAGAUAUAUCCACUGCAUCAUCAAGUCAUGUAUAUGCGAGGACAGAUCUACGUCUACCUAUCCCAGUGGUACGAUGCCAAGCAGUGUUUUCUCAACGCGGUAUCCGCGAACCCCUGCCAUAUUGAAGCUUUAACAGCGCUCGGCGAAACGCAUCAUGUUCUCGGAGAGCCAAGAUUAGCUGAGAAAAUGUUAAAAGACGCUGCCAAAUUGGAUCCUAACUAUCCAAAAAUAUGGUUCACACUAGGCAAAGUCAUGGAAACAUUGGGCGACUACACUGCAGCUGCUGACUGCAUGGCCACCGCGCUACAGUUGGAACCUUGUUGUCCGGUGCUACCGUUCUCAUCUAUCGCUCUAACCUUUGACUGAGUUAUCAAUUUAUAUUUUUAAUAAUUUUUCUUAUACAGAUUUGAUCUGAUUUUGAUUUUUUUUUUGAUUUAGAUUUUCAUAGUUUUAUCUCGAUGGUGACUUUUUUGUUAUGAUCUCUUUUUUUUAAGGUUACAGGAAAAUGUAAGCCACCUUUCUUGUUUUUUUUUUCUGAUUUAAUCAAAUAUAAGCGAAUGAAUAACUGAUGGAAUAAUUGUAUUUGAUGUAAAGGUUCAGGAGCCAUUUCAAGACGAAA